GGGUCUCAGUCUCAGUGUCGGAGAGGGCGCCUCGAGGGAAACAACCAUUGCGUUAUUUCGCUUGCUUCCCCAGUCGACCGACCGAGCGACCUGACCUCAUCUGACCUGUUGUUUUUCUGCCUGCCCAACUGCCGAACUGCGUGAAUUGGAGUUGUCGACCGAGUGCGUGCAAUCCCACCUGCAUUCCGAGUGCUUGCUGCUCGGGCGCCGAGUGUUUGUUGUCAGUCCCGCUGGUAUGUGCCCCGUGGCCCGCUGCGGGUCGGUUUCGGACACGUGCGUCGGCCAACAACCGCGGCAAUAACGCGACACGUGAAGGGAAGCGCGACUUGCGCUGCCGCUGCCACCUCCACGUCGGCCGCAGCCGCAAAAACGCGACUUCCGAAGGUCGAGGUCACCGGGCCUGAGAGCGAUAGCAGUUUAGCUGACGCCGAGGCCAUCGGUUUGAGCAGAGCCGAUAUGACUGCCAUUAAUUCGGGCCUGCACGAUGUGCCCGGUGUGCGUCUUCCCCUGCAGACGGCGUCGUACGCGUCGCCCAGCCCCACGCACGCCGUCUUCAUGUACAGCGGGGGCAGCUCGGGGGACGGGGGCGGAGGCGGCGGGACGCGUGACGGCGUCGUCACGCUGCAGCUGCGUGGCACCGCCGUCGGGGUCGACGACGAAGACGACGACGACAAGGUGACGGCCGUGGACACGAGCGGUACCAACCUGGCGUCAGUGCUGGCGAGGCUGCAGCAGGAGGACGCCACCCUGAGCAUCAGCUACCAAGACGGAGAUGUCCUCGCCGAGGGUAGCAUCGAUGUCCUCCUCGGAUCGGGUGCGCUCCACGCUGCAGGGGCCGACGGCACGUUCGACUUGUUCGACUCCGAGAGCGGGCAGGACCUGACGCUCAGCCCACAGACCUUCACGAGCUCGACCGAGGCCUUCCUCAACGAUAACUCGGACAGCUUGCCGCCCACGCAGGCCGACGCGGAUACAGUGGGUAGCUCCAACUCGGAGGACGUUAAGGUGGCCGUGGUGCCGAGCGCUGCGGUGAUCACCACUAAGACAGCAGCUGCGGUGCCAGCAGCGCCGGCCCCGCCCGCGUCGACGCCGAGCUCGUCAUCGCCGACCACGACGGCCAUCGUUGCGGCCGACUCUGGCAAGCUUGCGGUGAAGAAGUCGCGGCCGAAGGCGUCGUCGCCAAACAGACAGGGACCCCAGCAGUGCUUGGUAUGCGGCAAAGUGUUUGGCAACGCGUCGGCACUCGCCAAGCACAAAUUGACGCACAGCGACGAGCGAAAGUACGUCUGCAGCAUGUGCGGAAAGGCUUUCAAGCGGCAGGACCACCUGAACGGCCACAUGCUGACGCACCGCAACAAGAAGCCGUUCGAGUGCAAGGCCGAGGGCUGCGGCAAGUCGUACUGCGACGCGCGGUCCCUACGCCGACACACGGAAAACCACCACACGACCCCCUCGGGGGCGGGCGGCCGCGCCGCCUCCGCCAACUCGGCCUCGACGGCGUCGUCAGCCUCCUCGGAGGAGGCCACCUCGUGCAUACAAUACGCACCGCCCCCACCACCUCCGUACCCGGCCGCCUCCAGCAGCUCGUCCUCGGAGGCGGGCGCCUCGGCCACCGGCUCGCCAAGCCAGCUUCAGCAGCUGCUCUCGUCGCCGUCGCCAAACAGCCCCUCCACUUCGAAUCAGGCGGCGAGUCCGGGCGGCGAAAACGAUGCGACCGACGGUCUGACCCGGCAGCACCUGGAGCUUAUUCAGCAGAUCAUGCAACAGACGCAGCAACAGGCCGCGGCCGCUGCGGCCGCCGCGGCCACCAAAGGCGACAAGCCGGUCAAAAGUCGCACGUGGUCCGGCACGCAGAACUCGACGACCAAGAGCAACACGAGCAGCGGCACCGCAGCGACUACGAACGGCACCUCAGCCCAGGCGGCAACGCCUGCCAAUGGGGAUAAGGGUGGCGACCCCAAGCCUGUCGAGUGCAACCUCUGCCACCGCAAGUUCAAGAAUGUGCCCGCGCUCAAUGGACACAUGAGACUUCAUGGCGGCUACUUCAAAAAGGACUCAGAAGCGAAAAAGACAGACAAGAAAGACUCGGCCGGCCCGCCUUUGCAGACGGCCAGCGUGAGCGUACGAGCCCUUAUCGAGGAGAAAAUCAUCCAGAAACGAAUCACGAACCCGUCGUUGCAGACCGCGGCCUCCGCCGCCUCCGCUGCCGCCGCUUCGCAGACCAAUUUCAGCCCGGCGACCGCAACUGCGUCGGCGACGACGGCAGCCGCCUCCGCUCCAAACGGUGGCACUUCUGCGUCGUCCUCGAGCGGCGACUCUCCCAGCACAUUCCCUUUGGGGUCCGGGCAACCCCCGCAGUACCCGGCCGGCCAGGCGGCCGCAGCUUCUGCCUCCAAGACGUUCGUGGUGCCGGCUCCGCCGUCGCCGGGGCCAACCCCAGAGAAGGUGCGGCGCCAGUCGGACUCGGCGGAUUCGUUCGACGCGGCGGUCAGCGCCGCCAGCGGAAUCAAGAGCGAGCCGGGCAGCGCCACGUCGGUGGCGAGUCCGCUCGCGCUGGCCAUCGCCGCCGAACUGGCCGAGCAGGCCUCCUCGGGCACCAGCAGCUUCAACCUGGCAGCCUUCACCGGCGCCGCCGGCGGAGCCACCUUCUUCAACCAGGAUGACGUGUUUCAGCAGGUGCCUGAGGCAGUGCUUCAGCUUGCAGAGUCCAUCCAGUUUCAGGCUGAGGACAUGGCCGCUUUGGACGACUUCCAGAACACAGACACAAACGGUGACACCGCCGUGUUCUCCACUCAGGGAAGCGACGCGACCGGCCAGGAGUCGAACGAUUUCCCAGCUUUGCAGUCGGUGACGUUGGCCGACAUCGCUGCCUUCAGCGCCGUCGCGUCGCAGAAGGACUUCGAGUUCUCGCCGUCGGCCACCAAAGAUGGCCAGACCGUUUUCGCCUUUUCGCCCCAACAAAACACAAAGGACGGUGGGACGACGUACAACUUCUCACCGCACACGUCGUCGCCGCUGCCGUCGCCACUGCAGGGCCACGACUCGCCAGGCUUCGCGUACCCGACGCCGCCAGCGAGCCAGGAGGGCCCGACCUUCGGGCUUCUGCAGCAGGCGCCGCUGGGCUCGCCGCACGGAACUUCGGCUGACUCUACUUUCGCCUACUACGCGGGCGGGUUGUCGCCGUCGGCGGCGGCGGUCGAGGCCGCCCUGAGUGAGGUUUUGCCCGGCGACGCCCUCGGCAGGUCGCACCACACCCUGAUGUACCAGACAGCGUCGCAGGCCGGCGAACCUUCACCAACAACUGCGGCGUCGCCAAUGUCGGCCACGCCUGUGCCAUCGCCGCUGUCCAGCGUGCCAGCGUCAUCGUCGUCGGCACCGUCGCCGCUGCCGACGGCGGUGGCGUCGACGAACGCGCAGUUCACGCUGCAGAGCCAGAUGAUGCCCAACUCGGACGACCCGCUGCUGUCCAGCAGCCCUAAGGACUUCGGCGGACGAAAGCGGUUUGACUUCGGACUGUUCCGCAACGGCGCCGUCGACGCCACGGCCAUCCUCAGCGGCCUGGGGUUGGUGGUGGAGAACAACGGCGAGCUACGCUUCUACCCGACCUCAGGCACGGCCUCGCCGUCGGUCAGCUCGACCACCAGCCAGCAGCAGCCGGCCCCAAAAUUGCAGAACGCCCGCCUGGUGGCCAUCAAGGACGAGCUGGAGGACGACGUCUUCCUCAGCCCUUCCACCGUGAGUACAAUGCCGCGCCUCAAGAGGCCCAGACCCAGGCCGGACCCGCUGUUCAUCCCGAUGCGCGAGCAGAAGGUACUGCCGCGCGGACCACUGCUCUACAAGUCGCGGCUGCGCUCGCCCAAACUCAAGUCCGUCGGCAGCAACCAGCACCUGUGCUUCGCAGCGACCGCCUUCACGCCUCCGCCCAUGCUCGACCCCGACCGCACUGCCUCAGGUCUCUACAACAACCUGCCCUUGAAGAACGAGCCAAAUAGCAGUGCCGCGAACGAAGACUCUGCCAUGAACUCUGACUCGGUGCCACACAUCAAUAUCAGUCACAGACACCAGGUCUCUUAUAUACCACCGUGCGAUCCGUGUAGGGAAAUGGCGCAAAUGGAGACUCCCAGGGAGCAUUUGUUAUGGGAUCCUAACGUAGGAGCCUCGGAAGGAGAGAUUGACAUGUAUUUGGAAUUCGCCUGCUGUGCCGCGGUGCCAGGCGGUGGUAGAAAUAAGGAAUACGCUCUGCAUUUGCUCAACAUGUGUCACGGCAACGUGAAGGAGGCGAUGCUUAAGUUGAUGCAGCCAACCCCAUCUUUGCCGGCCGGACACCCCCUCCUGAGUUACUGUUACUCAGACUCCGCCAGAUGGGCGCAAGAUGAAAUUGAAGCCUUCCAACAAGGUCUCCUCAGGCACGGAAAGGACUUCCGAAGCGUAUCCAAAGACGUGGCGGGUAAAAGUGAAGCACAGUGCGUGCAGUUUUACUACUUCUGGAAAAAGGUUUGCCCUGAGGAGUACCAGCGACUUAAGCUUCUCAGACAGCGCACCGAGUUUACCUUUCUCAGGAACGUCGACUUGGACGAAUUGGCUAACGAAAAAAUCACCUUCCAGGCAAGCGACGCUGAAGUGAUCUCAAGCACAUGUUCCUCGGACACGCGCCUUUUCAUGUGCGAAUACCCAGACUGCUCGGCCAGCUUCAACUCUCGAGCGGCGCUAAAUGGCCAUGUCCGCAUCCACGGCGGCAACGGCCGACGCUCGCCGACGCCCGAUGGAUGCAAGAACGGGCGUUCAGCGACCGGGACUCCGCCCGUCGAGGGCAUAAGCGAGGAAUUCCCUUGCAAGGUGUGCGGGAAGGUCUUCGGCAAAAUCAAAAGCCGCAGCGCGCACAUGAAAUCGCACCGUCCCCCCGACGCGGAACCCAAGAGGCCUAAAUCGUCAGCCGAAGUACAACAGCAGAAGACGACGCAGCCGGCGACGCCGACCGGCGCCGCCAGCGGCGACGACUGCUUGCGCACGCCCACCCUGAUCACAACAUUGCCUGCGGGACUUGGACUUAUUUAAGUGGAUGAGUGAACCAACCCUCUCUUUAUUGGCAGCUGCAAUUUCGAUGUUGUCAGCGCAGCAUUUCCCACAAGUGUGCUAAUUGUGGUUCUCUACCUGAUGAUCUUCAAGCAUAAGUGUAAUUUUAAGAACCCCCAGACGAAGAAAAGAAAACACAACCCUGCUCUCGUGCUCACUUUCUUUGUGUAUGGUUUAUUUUCGGUUGUCGACAGCUAUAUAUAUUUUUGGUGUUGCCCCCGCCCCUGUUGGGAGAAAAUGAGAGAAUUUCGUUCAUUGAUGAUCAAUUCCACAGCAUUUAAAAGACUUCUCUGUUACUUAAUUGUUGGAAAUUAAUAUACAUACUGUUUACGCGCGGUUAUUAGCCCUGUUUUGCCUUUUAGCGCUCUCUGAGUGAGAAAAACCAUUGCAUCGUAAUGUGAAGAGAGAAAGAAAGAAAGGUUCUGACGCGUUUUUCACGGUUAUUCAAUUAAAUACUGAAAUGUCGCAGGUGUUCUUAUUGUGUAUAGCAUUUGUGUCGAAUUCGAGGUUGCAGGAAAAAUGUGUGUAUCGACGGUUCACUGUUUCUCCAAAUAUGUAGAGUUAUCAAUCGGGUGCGUGCGGCACUGUUGGAAAGCGUGUGACUCGGGUGGCGCGAGAACGACGGGAUUAAGUAGUGAAAGUGCCUUGGUCUCAUACACACAAACACUCACACAUACACACACUUGUUGCCAAAUUGGGAAACGCAGACGGGAAAUGAGACAAACGCGCGCAGCAGCCCUACAAGUUCAAGCACUCUUUGAAUGUCAAGCAAUAUAUCGUUCGCAUUUUCGUAUACCCACCCUCGGACACUCAUUACUACUCGGCGGGCUUGUCAUUUUUCAAUACUAAUUAUAGGAUCGAUGUGCCAAAAAACAGAGUCAUUUUUACACUCGAGGAAAUUGCCAAAUUUACACACCCCGCGCGCGUAUUUGCUGUGAGAAACACGCACGACACACGGGCACAGAGGGAGACAGGCGCCAGUUUUUACGAACGAUUUUUUGUGAUUGUCAAGUGCGUCAAUCAUUGACAAUCGCGGAAGAUAUUUAUUGAUCAUAUUCUUGAAUUCAACGAACUCUCUCGGUGUGUCCUGAUUUUUAAGAGCUACUCGAUGUUUUGAUGUGGAGCGCGCGUUCGUGUCUAGGUAGCGAAUUUCAGUGGCCUCCGGAUUUGUAUUUUGCUGGUUGUUCUUACGCGUUGGAUUGUUGUGGCGGGCUCGGAAAGUAAAGUGCGCGAGAAUGCAUUACAAAAAGAGAAAAAUGCCAGCACAGGUAACGUCGUGUCGUUUAUUAAGAAAAAAUAUAUUUGGGAUGUCUAGGCCUAAAUGUUUGGUGUUCCAGCGCAUCGUUUAAAUAAAAAUACAUAUAUUAUUACUGAUUCAUAAUAUAUAUUCUAGCGAAAAAUGCCAGCAAUUAUUCUUGUAAUAAAUUAAAUCAACGGUGUAUAGAUUUUACAAAGAGAGACGCAGCCGAUCUUCUUGAAAAGUAAGCAAAUGAAAACCUUGGCGCAGAAAAUCAUCUCAAUAAUAAUAGUUGAAGUUGUGCAUCAUCAAUCACGAAUGUGUGACGACUACGCGAACAGAUAUAUUUUAAUAUUUAUGAUACCUCAAACUCACUCACACAAAGCUCUCUCUCGCGAUAAAAGUAUAUAUCACUCACUCAAGUGGAAGAAAAUGUUUAGGCGCCAGGAAUUGCGAAUAUUUUUCAAAAGUAAAAAAAAACCUUAGAAUUAUACUCUCGGGAUUUGAUGGAGACAGGGUGACACGCACGCUGCUGCUUUCGCGCACGGCAUUGAAAAAGAUGACGAUCACUUACAAAAAAAGCACACACUCACAAACCGAACGAGGUGGCGAUCACUUCAAAAGCCCCUGUCAGCUGCCUGUAUCGUAGUGUCUUGUUGUUUAUCGCUCGAGUUAAAAUUGUAAAUUGAUUAAUUGAUUACGAUUGAAGCAGAGUACGCGGGGGGAAAGGCGCGCGGAUCUAGACGGGCGCCGUCUUUAUACAGAAAAUUUAAAUAGAGUUAUUCGAAUUGCUCGUCUCCUCUCUUGAAAUCAUUGGAUGUGCAACACACAGUUUGUAAAUGUGCAACAAAAAUAAACACUAUCACGCAAACACACACACUCACACACACACUCUCUCUACACUCACACAAGAUGUUGUUAAAACGCUGAAUGGUAAAUAUCCAACACAGAGAAAAAAAUCGCCCCUAUCAUUAGAUGCUAAUCGCAACCGUGCAGUUGAUCGGAAAUUUGCUGCUCUCGUUUCGAAUUUUAGAUAUCGUGUUUAGUCUUUGCAUUCAGGAGAAACGGUAUUAGGAUAAUUAAUUAAGCGCGAAAGAGUUUUAAUCGAUCAAAAAGUAGCGGAUUCAUUACGAUGAAAAUAACGGAAAAUUAUUUACACACGAGACAUAAGUUAAAUUAUGAAGAAAAUCUACUGUGCCUGCUGGAACUAUUCUUGUGCCAACAAUCGGAAAAACAGAUAUUUAAGCUGAAGAUAAAAAUAAGGUUGAGACGAUGCGAACACAAUACUAUUAAUUAGUUGAACGCGGAUUAAAUGAAAUAAGCCGAGAUUGAAGAAUAUGAAUGAUCUCACAUUUUAUUGAUAAUAAAUGUGGAAUUUAAAUAUAUUAGAUGAUAAUAAUCGAUGUGCAAGGGGUAUAUAUUUAUCAUGUCUCUCACUCACUCACACACUCACAAGCUAAUCUCUCUUUCUCUCUAUCUCUCUCAAAUCUAAUGUCCGAUUGUAUUUAUAUAAUGUCACGCAAACUCGCAGAAAAUUUGAUUUGUGCGCGCGCCGCCGACGGAAGUCAAGACGUCGAGCGCUCCGAGUUAAAUCUCCUUACACACACACACACUCGAUGGACAGUAUUUUUAUUGUCUCAAACGAUGGAAACGAUAGUUGUCAUAUUUGAAUUACGUAUGAAGUUGCAGAAAAAAAUUGUAGAUGAGCUAUGCAUUGAUGUGUACAAAAAUUUACUGUAAAAGCAAGUUAAACAUACACACACGCGAUCACGGCUCGCUGGCACAGACCCUAGAGGCUCAAAAACCAACCCCCGCACCCGCAACCCCCCCCCCCCCCGCGGCCGGAGUUCUCGGUGGGUGACAUGUGUACAAAGCAAUAAUCCAAACUAUAUCACUCGCUCUGGAAUCAUACAAAUAUUAUAGUUGCCGACAGGACGCGCUGCUCAAAACCAUAACCACGCCAUGUCGCCGAAGUCCCGGCCGACGGACCCUCUGCCCCAAAACCCCUUCCCCCCUGACGACUCGGACUAUAGGCGGUGUUGUGUAGGGUCUGUGACAGGCGACGCGUCCACCAGCACAAACCUGUAUUCUUUGCUGCCCACCCAUCAACCCACGCGGAAAUCGAUUUGCUCACGACGCGAAAAUAAUUUUUUAAAAGGUGAAGAAGAAGAAGAAAAAGAAGAAGCAGAUAAUUUUAAUAAUUCUCAUUUGCUUUGGUUUGUUUGCUCUCUCGAGAAAAGGCCUAAAUGUUCGCGAGAUUAUGAAAAAUGCACUACACAAACAAAACGACAAGAAAGAAAGUUCCCUUUGAAAGCGUAUAAAAGUUGUUUUUUGCGAAAAUGGCGGUGCCAAACAGAGUUUAAUUUAGCCUUUAGCGGCUUGACGAGCCGAGGAGGAGUACUAAACACAAGUGAAGCUAAACGAUGCAAAUAAUUAAAGUUAAACCAAAACACACGCGGAAUCAGCUGCCUCAUUCUUGCUUACACACGAAAACUGACUUAUUAGUUAGGAGUACGCGAAAUAAACGAGUUGCAAACAUUAAAACAAAAGAGAGAACGACACGUGCAAAUAAAACGGGUAAUUUUUUAAAUUGCGCUGAAUUCCCCCGUCGACUUUAAAAGACAGAAGAGACUAUAUUGUGUAACGCUUGUGUUUUCGCCAGUAACCCAUCUCUAUUUAUCUCUCUUGGUUUGAUACACACUUUCGUUCGCCACGGUGUUUUCCUUAUCUAAUUUACACUCUACCGUUAAACUACCGCCUAUAAUUAAGUAACGGAUAUAAAUAGUUGUUGAGUUUUCAAGUUUGCAAGAUGUGAUUUUAAAUCGUAAAAGAGACGUGGAGAUAAUUAAAAAUGGCACUAAAAAGGCUGUUUGCAAAAUCGCUCCUUUAUAAUAAUUUAGAUAUGAAAUAUGAAAACUGCUCACUCGUCGCUCUAUUCGAUUAUUUAUGCAAAAAAAGAAACUAACAGGAGAUCAGAAGGGGAGGACGCGAUUUGCUCCCCCUCCACAUCUCACUCAGCCAGCCAGUGUUGAGAAAUAUCUAUAUUUUUCAUAUGAUUUCCCUGGAACAAACUAAUAAACUGAUAUAAAAAGAGAAUAAAUAAUAACUCAAAGCUAGAAACACAGAAACACAUACAGACACAACCAAGUGCAAGACAAAAGGCCAAAAGAUGUUAUUUAAUGAUAACGAGCACCUUGUAUGAGUGGAAAACUCUGGAGGCGAAUAUAUAUAUUGUAUUUUAUUAUGAUUGCUAUUGAUUAUUUUAAAAGAGAAUGGUUAUUAUUGUACAGUGGACUGAAAAUAAUAAUCUGCUUUCUGUUAAAGAGUUAUCAUUAUGUAAAGUGAACAACACAACUGCUGCAAUUUUAGUUGUUAAGUUGAUACCUUUUCUCACCACUCACACUAAAGACACAAGAACUUAAAAAAAAAUCCAGCAAAACGCAAAGUGGUCAGUUGAAAAUACAGUUUGCAAAGAAAGAUGGUGUAAUAUAUCCACGAGAUUAUGUAUUAUUGUGUUUCUUUUUCUAUAAAAGACGAAAAUAUGAAAAUCAUCCUCUUGUCCAAUAAAAUUGAAACUAUAUUAAA
Molecule: messenger RNA, 9895 nt
Organism: Cloeon dipterum
Lineage: Eukaryota; Metazoa; Arthropoda; Insecta; Ephemeroptera; Baetidae
Product: pneumococcal serine-rich repeat protein-like
Exons: 20
Coding region: 457-5055 (1532 amino acids)
Biological process (GO): regulation of transcription by RNA polymerase II; negative regulation of DNA-templated transcription
Cellular component (GO): histone deacetylase complex; transcription regulator complex
Molecular function (GO): transcription corepressor activity
Source: RefSeq, a predicted model, not a curated record